UCAGAGAGGCAGGAAACGGGUCCAACUAGGGGGACUCAAUAGCGGCUGCACUUUCCUGUCCCAUCACCGAGCAUCAGGAAGCGGGCAUCGGCCUGGUGACUUUCUUCGCCGAGGAGCCGGAUCCCGGUGCAUGGACGGGGCGAGGCAUUAAGGCAGGGAGUAAAAAUGGAAGAACAGGGACCGAUGCGACCUGUUCAAAGGGAGAGAUUAGAGGCCAAAAGAAAAAAUCCUCAUGCGGUCCAGGUUGAGACCACCUGGGGUCUUCCGCCUAGGGCAGAUUUUCGCCAGGUUAAGCAGGAGCCAGAGGAGGGUGUGCAGCAGCAGGGCUGGGAUGCCCAGUGGCAGGAUUUCUUGAAGACAAUGCACCCCCCUCGUUUGGAAUGGGACACCCCACAGCCUCCCAGUCCUCCCCUGUCAGGUGAUGGUGUCCUCCAGGCCUCCUUCAAGGGAGGUGCUGAUGCCAGCUGGUGGCCUGGCGGAGGAGAGGGGGUGACCCAGACCCCACCAGACCUCAGUGGGAAAGCGCAGGAGGAGGGAGGAGGCCUGAUUACCUCUGUGACAGUGAAGGAAGAGAUCCUGGACCAGGAGGAGGAGGAAGAUGCCAUCAGCUCGGAGAUGGAGCAUCAGCGCUUCAGGCAGUUCUGCUACCUGGAGGCCGAGGGCCCUCGAGAGGUCUUUGUCCGACUCCAGGAACUUUGCUCCCGGUGGCUGAAGCCAGAGAGGCGCACCAAGGAGGAGAUCGUGGAGCUGCUGGUCCUGGAGCAGUUCCUGGUUAUCCUGCCCAUGGAAAUGCAGAGCUGGGUCAAGGGAUACAGGCCAGAGAGCUGCGCCCAGGCCGUGGCCCUGGCUGAGGACUUCCUGCUGCGGCUGGAGGAGGCCGAAGGGCUGCCAGAUAAGGAAUCGUGGCCUGUGAAAGACGUGGCUGUUAAUUCUCCAAAGUCAGAGGAGGAUCCAUUGGACCCAGCGAACUUCCAUCUUUCUGCAAAGGCUGAGGAAGAGAGCGAAGAGGAGGCUAACGUUCUGGCAGGCAGCGAUGAAAUGAAGGACCGAGAGAGCGAGGGGAAGUCCUUCUCAUUCAAAAGACAUCCGCAAGUGGGCAGCAGUGGACUACCUCUGGAGAGACUCAAUGGGAAAUUUUUCCAGGUUUGUGAGCUGGAAGAGAUGUCAGGAAAUCAGCAGAGCAAGGAAAGCCACCGGGAGAACCCAGUGGAGAUCCAAGCUCUGAUUUGUGAGAAAAGUGACAGAGGAUUAGAAGGAAGCAACUUCCCAGAGGGAAGCCAGAAGGUGAAGAGGAAACAGAAAGGUCUCCAGUUGUGUCAGAGCUUUGACUUCCCUCACAAACAGACGUCCCAAAAGCUGUUCAGGUGUGCCUAUUGUGAAAAGGUCUCCAACAACAGUGCGAACAUGAUUAUACAUGAGAGGACCCACACCGGGGAGAAGCCCUUCCAGUGCUCUAAAUGUGGCAAAUGCUUCAGCACGAACUGCAACCUUAUGAUACACAUGAGAAUCCACACAGGCGAGAAGCCGUACAAGUGCGCCGACUGUGGCAGGACCUUUACCGGCAAAGCCGCCCUUAUCAUACACGAGAGGACCCACACGGGAGAAAAGCCCUAUGAGUGUCCGAUGUGCGGGAAAACCUUUGGCUGCAGCUCCAACCUCGUCACCCACAAACGGGUGCACAUGGGAGACAAGCCCUUCAAAUGCUCCGAGUGCAAUUUGGGCUUUGUUUGCAGGUCACAGCUCACCAUUCACAUCCGGACGCACACAGGGGAGAAGCUGUAUAAAUGCCUGGAGUGCGGCAAAAGCUUCACGCGGAAAGCCACCCUCGUUAUACACGGGCGAACCCACACUGGGGAAAAGCCUUAUGAAUGCAAUGAGUGCUCGAGAACCUUCAUUUCCAGCUCUUGCCUUCGGAAGCACGAGAAGCUGCACACAAACUCUUACCUUCAGUAACUUGACAGGCUGGCUACACAUAGAAAAGAAAGCGCCAACAGCAGGAAAAACUACUGCAGGAAGAGCACCAGCAGCCAAUCCAAAAAAUUCUCACCAGCCGGUCUAAAAACUUUCAUGACAAGCUUUUGUAAACCAGAUUCAACUAUCCUCCCCUUUUUUGUUGUUGUGUGAUCCAAAUGUUACUAACAUGUCAUGCAUAAUAUGCUAUUUUGUAAUAAGUUUUUUGAGCUGGCAUCUGUAGUAACAGUCUUAGAUGCCAAAAAAUAAUAUUGUUCUGAUGUUUAUUAAUCAAAGAAUAAUACUUCUGAUCUGUGAGAGAAUACACAGAAGAGGGAUCUUUUGAAUCUGCUGAGUGUGAGAAAGGCUUCAGUACAAGCUCUAACCCUGUCAUUCGCAAGAGGGCACACAGUAGAGAGAAGCCCUAUCAGGACUUGGAUUGCAGGCAGAAGAUCAGUACAAAGGAGGGUUUAUGCAGGGGAGAAGCCAUAUGAAUGCUCAGAUUGUGGGCGCAGUUUCAGCCACAGAGCAUCCCUUAGAAGACACAAGAGAAUCCUCUCUAGAGUGACAACCACAUGAGUGUUUGCAUUGUAGACAAAGAGUUGAUUCUACCUUAUACCAACUCUGACCGUUUGUCGAUUUAGCUCACUUUGGGUAGCCAACAUGAUCCCUUUCAGAUGUUUUGGACUACAGCUCCCAUCAUCCCUCACUCUCUAGGGCUGAUGAAAGUUGCAGUCCAUGACAUCUGGAGGGUACUGCAUUGGCUAUCCCUGCCUUAGGGCAUGAGUUGGCAACAUGGUGCCCAUGGGCCCACACGCACCUGCAGAGACCUCCCCUGGUGUCCACAGGGUCCUGUCUCCCCUGCCACUGAAAUUAGGCCUGGGAA
Molecule: messenger RNA, 2836 nt
Organism: Rhineura floridana
Lineage: Eukaryota; Metazoa; Chordata; Lepidosauria; Squamata; Rhineuridae
Product: zinc finger and SCAN domain-containing protein 30-like
Exons: 4
Coding region: 166-1953 (595 amino acids)
Biological process (GO): regulation of transcription by RNA polymerase II
Molecular function (GO): RNA polymerase II cis-regulatory region sequence-specific DNA binding; DNA-binding transcription factor activity, RNA polymerase II-specific
Source: RefSeq, a predicted model, not a curated record